Argentina anserina (silverweed cinquefoil) is the source of this 1648-nucleotide messenger RNA. RefSeq names its product U-box domain-containing protein 2. The record is from RefSeq and is a predicted model, not a curated record. NCBI's taxonomy places the organism in Eukaryota, Viridiplantae, Streptophyta, Magnoliopsida, Rosales, Rosaceae. Bases 61 to 1164 code for a protein of 367 amino acids. Gene Ontology annotation, molecular function: protein binding. The transcript is spliced from 2 exons.
CCCUUCUCUUCUUCUUCUUCUUCUUCUUCUUCACAAUUUCUUUCCCUCCCACAAAGCUUCAUGGAAUCCCACUCCGACCCUCUCUCCCCAUCCGUCCGUCGGGGGCUGCAACUAAUCCAAUCGGACGACCACGCUUUGAAGCUCGAGGGUGCCCAGGAGAUCCGACGGCUCACCAAGACCUCGCAGAGGUGUCGCCGCCAACUCUCCGACUCCGUUGCCCCACUCGUCUCCAUGCUCCGUGUUCAUGACUCGCCCGACUCUCAUCAGUCUGCCCUCCUCGCUCUCCUCAACCUCGCCGUCAAGGAUGAGUCGAACAAGAUAAAGAUUGUGGAAGCUGGUGCUUUAGAACCGAUUAUUACUUUCCUUCGGUCAGAAAAUUCCAAUCUGCAGGAGUCUGCAACUGCAUCUCUACUCACCUUGUCGGCUUCUGCCUCCAACAAGCCAGUCAUUAGUGGCUGUGGUGCCAUUCCUCUUCUUGUUGAAAUCCUUAGAGAUGGAACCCCACAAGCCAAAGUUGAUUCUGUAAUGGCACUUUCCAAUCUCUCAACCUACCCAAUUAACCUUAGCAUCAUUCUUGAAGCGAAACCAGUUCCUUGUAUAAUUAAGUUGUUAAAAACUUGCAAAAAAUCUUCAAAGACAGCUGAAAAAUGCUGUGCUCUGAUAGAAUCUUUAAUGGCCUUUGAUGAGGGCAGAACUGCCAUGACGUCUGAAGAAGGUGGAGUGCUUGCAGUUAUUGAGAUGCUUGAAAGUGGAUCACUUCAAAGUCGAGAGCAUGCUGUUGGUGCUCUACUAACAAUGUGUCAAAGUGAUCGAUGCAAAUAUAGAGAAGCACUCCUUAAAGAAGGGGUAAUCCCUGGACUUCUUGAGCUCACUGUUCAAGGAACAGCCAAGUCUCAGUCGAAAGCACAGACACUUCUGCGAUUACUGAGGGAGUCCCCAUACCCACGAUCUGAGCUUGAACCAGACACACUGGAAAAUAUCGUGUGCAACAUUAUUUCUCAGAUCGAUGGUGAUGAUCAGUCAGGCAAAGCAAAGAAGAUGCUAGCCGAGAUGGUUCAAGUUAGCAUGGAACAGAGCUUGAGACAUUUACAGCAAAGGGCUCUGGUAUGCACACCAACUGAUCUUCCUAUCAAUACUUGUACCUCUGAGGUUUCCUUAAAAUGACCAAUUUGACCGAUCAGCUUAGCUUUGUUAGAUAUUGUACUAUGAGAUAAACUUUACGUGAGCCAGAGAAAACAAAAAAUACAGAAACAGGAAAAAAAAAGAAAAAAAAAGGAAAUACCACGGAAAAAAGCAAGAAAGAAUGUAAAGAUGAUGCCAGUCCAGGCCAUUGUUGUGAUGUCAAGUGAUUGGUGAGUUUCAAUAAAGUGGAACCAUGUAUGGCUUGAUAGAUCGUUAUAGUUGUUCUGUAAAGAAAAUGUUCUAUCUGAUAAUGUAAUAUCAUAGGGUAGCCCUGUGAGAAACUUAUUGUAACAGGAAAAUAUAUUUUAUCGUUUAAAUCAAGCCAGUCCAGGCUGUUGUGUAAUGUCGUCGGGCGACUGGUAACUGUCAAUAAACUGGAGAAUGUAUGAGGUAUUUUAAUAGUUGGUGUGUAAAGAAAACUGGUGUUUAAGAUUACGAUAUAUAUUGAAAGCUUUUUUUCUAUACU